Messenger RNA from Tinamus guttatus (white-throated tinamou), 1272 nucleotides. RefSeq names its product general transcription factor IIE subunit 1. Gene Ontology annotation, cellular component: transcription factor TFIIE complex. The record is from RefSeq and is a predicted model, not a curated record. Lineage: Eukaryota; Metazoa; Chordata; Aves; Tinamiformes; Tinamidae. Gene Ontology annotation, biological process: transcription initiation at RNA polymerase II promoter.
AUGGAAGCAGAGCGCGCUCUCUCGGAGGUGCCGGCGGCCCUGAAGCGCCUGGCCAAGUACACGGUGCGCGGCUUCUACGGGGCAGAGCACUCGCUGGCCCUGGACCUGCUGAUCCGCUACCCCUGCGUCAAGGAGGACGACUUGUUGCAGCUGCUCAAGUACGAACGCAGGCAGCUGCGCGCUGUGCUCAACACGCUCAAGGCAGACAAAUUUGUCAAGCUGCGUAUGCGAGUUGAAACGGGGCCUGAUGGGAAGAGCACGAGGCACAAUUACUACUACAUCAACUACAAGGUGCUGGUGGAUGUGGUGAAAUACAAACUGGAUCAGAUGCGCCGGAAGAUAGAAGCAGACGAGCGGGAUUCAACCACCAGGUCAUCUUUUAAGUGCCCAUCUUGCUCCAGCACUUACACAGACCUGGAAGUCAACCAGCUGUUUGAUGUAUUUACAGAGACCUUCCGCUGCACCUACUGCAGCACGGAGGUGGAGGAGGACGCGGCAGCCCUGCCCCGGCGGGACGCUCGCACGCUGCUGGCCCGGUUCAACGAGCAGAUCGAACCCAUCUUCCUGCUCCUGCGCGACACCGAGGACAUCGUCCUGCCCUACGACCUGCUGGAGCCCCAGCCUACAGAAAUCCCAGGAUUGUCAGAAAGCCUUGAUGAUAAGGUAUGUUCAAGCCUGCUGGAAUCCAGCAGCCGACCUGAAAAAUGGGCCAGCAGAAGCUCCUCCUUUGGCAAUAUGUACACCCAAGACUUAGUUAUAGAUGUCCAAGACUCUGAGCCCAAGAAGAAAACAAGAGAAAAGGUCACUAAAGAACAACCUGUUUGGAUGUCACAGAGUACUGUGGAAGAAGCAACAGCAGCCACUGCCAGUACUGCUGGAACACAUCCUUCUGAAGACGCUGAGGAAAGUGCUAAAGAAAUGGGCACGGAGAGUGAAAUCAUCCAGACGCUUCUGAUUCAUGAGGCCAAGUGGUCCUCGGGCCCUGAACACGUGCCCCAUGUCAAGAGCAAGCUACCCCCAUCAGGAAGCGACACUAGUGAAGCGGAGGAAGAUGCCCAGAACUCGGGAACACAGGAAACCCAGGCAGCUGGCAGCCACGUGGAGCAGGAGGAGGAGCAGGAAAGCCGGGAUCCCCUUUUAAUGGUAGCGGGGCAGCCUCACUCCUACAGCGAAGUUAAUGAAAACCCAGAGCUUGUGUCUCUCAUGACAAAGGAGGAGAGAGAAGCUUACAUAAAAGUGGGACAAGAAAUGUUCCAGUCUGUCUUUGAAUAA